AUGAUUAGCACCAGCCGUGCUCCCUCGCUCGACCCGUUCGCAUCGGUGCGCACCUCGCGCUUCGAAAGCAAGGAGACCGACCGGCUCACGCGUGCCCGAGCGCGGCUGUCGUACGUCGAGAGUGGUUUCGGCUAUGGAUGGUGUGCGGCGAAGCGGCCGCUCACCAACGCGCUGGUGCUGGCGGCGUGUUUUGCUCUCUCACUCGACAUCCUCGAGCAGUUCUCCCUGCAGGGUCGGUCGCUCGCGGAAGUGGAUUGGCGGCGAGCACUCGGAUUCGGCCUCUUCGGGCUACUCUACCUCGGCCUCUUCCAGUAUGCUUACCUAAUCUUCGGCUUCAAGGCGCUUCCGCCGUGCUGCCUCCGCCAUGCUAGCAAGAGCUGCUGCCGGGCUAGAGGACCCACCACCUCACCGCUGCGAGCUCCGGAGCAGGCCCUCUUCCCUCGCGCCGAGGCCUUUGGGGCGGCGUCGCUUCGAGACAAGGUCUCCGAUCCGCGAGGCAUGCUCGACGUGCUGCUGCAGACGGGCAUCGACGCGAACUGGGAGCACGACGCCCGCGCCGUCGUCUCCCUCUGGGCGCCGAUCGACGUCCUCUCCUUCAGCGCGCCACUCCACUGGCGCCUGCCGCUGCGGUACGUCCUCUCGCUCCUCUACGCGCUCGGCCUCUCCCUCGCAGACCACGGCGGCGCCUCGCCCGGCCUGCACACAGCCCUCGGGGCGGGCGAGUGGGUGGAGGCGACCGAGGAGCACUCGGCGGGAAUGCGUUACAACUCGUACAACGACGUGGACGAUCCCAACAGCGGCCGGGGGAGUUUUAUCCGGCAAUUGUGUUGGAUCAUCAUCAUUUUUUCGGUACGCGGAUAA
This is a messenger RNA of Emiliania huxleyi CCMP1516, 861 nucleotides long. RefSeq lists its product as hypothetical. The record is from RefSeq and is a predicted model, not a curated record. The transcript has 6 exons. Lineage: Eukaryota; Haptophyta; Isochrysidales; Noelaerhabdaceae. The coding region runs from base 1 to 861 and encodes 286 amino acids.